Molecule: messenger RNA, 669 nt
Organism: Linum trigynum
Lineage: Eukaryota; Viridiplantae; Streptophyta; Magnoliopsida; Malpighiales; Linaceae
Source: the annotation of a GenBank genome assembly
AUGGCAUCUCCCUCCCUGUAUUCCUCCUAUAUAAUGAGGGCUGUGUGGAUCUUGAUCCUCCAUACAAUAAUGCUCGUGGUUUACACUUUACAGCCUCAUCUCCUACAAUAUCUCCACCUUGGAUAUGCGUUGCUGACCGUUCCGUUCACCUUCUGGCUGAUGCAGAAUAGGGCAAUCCGAAUCUUGACCAAAUUAAUCGACAAUCGUAUCCGACGACAUGAGGAUCCAGUUAUCAAACAAAGAAUCCUCGAGUUGAAGUCGUCUUCCUCCUCCGCUUUGGCUUCGAUUCCUUACGUUUUGGGCGUCAAUGCAAUGAAGAUAUCGGGGAAGCUGUGGACCGUUGGUCUGCUAACAACCUAUGUUGUCGGCGUCAUACGCAUCACAAACGUGACCGAAGAUGAUGAUGGCAAGUUGGAGUUUGCGAAAUCCAUCGGUCUCGUCUGUGUGUGGAUUUGCUGCCUCGCCUCGAUUUGUCUGCGGAUUAUUCCGAUCCUUCGCCUCAGAAAGAUGCAUGGUCAACUUACCCGCUUACAUACUGAAGAUCCAGUUAUCAGGAAAAGGAACUUGCAGUUGAAGAAGAAGGAGAAGAAGAAGAGAUACAAGGAGAAUAGGAAGAACAAGAUGAAGAACUCCUCCUCCGUUUCAGUGGACUCUGCGGGGUUAACGUAG